Phytophthora sojae is the source of this 912-nucleotide messenger RNA. RefSeq names its product pectate lyase. The record is from RefSeq and is a predicted model, not a curated record. Gene Ontology annotation, molecular function: pectate lyase activity. NCBI's taxonomy places the organism in Eukaryota, Oomycota, Peronosporomycetes, Peronosporales, Peronosporaceae. Bases 1 to 912 code for a protein of 303 amino acids. The transcript has a single exon. Gene Ontology annotation, cellular component: extracellular region. Gene Ontology annotation, biological process: pectin catabolic process.
AUGGUACCCGGUCUUCCGGUGCCCGACGGUACGUGGCCUGUCAGCACAGGUAGUGUCACCUUCGACAAGGUCUACACCGUCAAGACCGGUGAGGUUUUCGACGGAAAGAUGCAGACGUUCGACCGCUUCAACCUCACGUGCCAGGGUCAGCAGGAGAGCGGCAACUCCACUGCCGUGUUUCAACUCGAGGCUGGUGCGACGCUAAAGAACGUCAUCAUCGGUGUGAACCAAAUGGAGGGCGUGCACUGCGACUUCGGCGACUGCACGAUCGAGAACGUGUGGUGGGAUGACGUGUGUGAGGACGGCCUGAGUAUUAAGGGCGGCAACGCUUCCAGCGUGACGCGCGUUCUUGGCGGCGGCGCCCGCUACGCGAAGGACAAGAUCAUCCAGCACAACGGAUUCGGCACCGUCGUCGUCGACGGAUUCUACGCGCAAGACUUCGGUAAGCUGUACCGCUCAUGCGGCAACUGCAAGACCAACCCUCGCCAGCGUUCCCUCAACGUCAGCAACACGUUCGUCGACCUGGAGAUCAUCCAGAGCGGGAGGGGAAUGGAACCCAACGGAACGAACGUGAGCAUUGUCAUGAUGAACGAAAACUUUGGCGACCAGGCUGUCCUCAAGAACUUCUACGUCAAGCCGAGCUGGUACAACUACACGGAGUGCGCCUCGUCCUUUGGCGUCAACGUUAAGGGUGCGAAGCCCGCGAUCCUGCACAAUGGUCCAAAGUAUCCGGUGUGUCAGUACUCGUACGACGACGUCCACAUUGUCGAGACCGAGGAAAACGCUGAGCAGCAGCAGCAGCAACAGCAACAACAGGAGCAGCAGCAACAGGAGGAGCAGCAGCAGCAACAGCAGCAACAGGAGCAGCAGCAACAGGAGGAGCAGCAGCUUCAAGUCCAAGUGCAGCUAUAA